Messenger RNA from Peromyscus eremicus (cactus mouse), 5171 nucleotides. It is a transcript of the gene Marchf1, whose product is annotated as membrane associated ring-CH-type finger 1. NCBI's taxonomy places the organism in Eukaryota, Metazoa, Chordata, Mammalia, Rodentia, Cricetidae. The record is from RefSeq and is a predicted model, not a curated record. The transcript is spliced from 7 exons. Bases 28 to 1659 code for a protein of 543 amino acids. Gene Ontology annotation, biological process: protein polyubiquitination; antigen processing and presentation of peptide antigen via MHC class II; immune response. Gene Ontology annotation, molecular function: MHC protein binding; ubiquitin protein ligase activity; zinc ion binding. Gene Ontology annotation, cellular component: cytoplasm; late endosome membrane; lysosome.
UUGAAAAGGGAAAAGCGGAAGGAGAAAAUGCUGGGCUGGUGUGAAGCGAUAGCCCGGAACCCUCACAGAAUCCCAAACACCACGCGGACACCAGAGACCGCAGGGGAUGUGGCAGAUGCCUCUCACACCUCCGCGCUGAAUGAAAAGUCCCCAGGGCGAUCAGCAAGUCGAUCAAGUAACAUAUCAAAAGCAAGCAGCCCAACCACAGGGACAGCUCCCAGGAGCCAGUCAAGGUUGUCUGUCUGUCCAUCUACUCAGGACAUCUGCAGAUCUUCCAUCUUGCAUGACAUGUCAGAAGAUGCGUUUGAGUCCUGCACCCCUGUCACGGUGCUGAGCCAUGCUAGCAAGGAGUCUGGUAAGAAACCAGUAAAACAGAAGCCUAGGAGAAGGAGAAGGGUCUCUCAGAGAUAUGAGCAUUCAGAAGAGCAAGCAAAGGGGAGAAGAAAUGACUUUCACCUCCAGAUCUCAAGUCCCAGGUGGAGAGAACUUAAUACGGAGUCUUCAGAUUCAUCUUCCACAGAUGAGAGUCACUGGGUUCAGGCAAAAAGACGAGCUCAGGUUAAAUUCAGACUGUCUCGAAGAAGGAGAAAUAAUAAUAAGCCAUGUGGAAGCUUGGCUGGGUCCUCUACUCCUGACAGAAUUGAACUUGUUGAGCUGGGAUCCAAAGGUGAAAAGCACCAAGAGCUGAUGGAAUGUGGGAGUCAUUCUUUAAACAUCUGUAGAGGAAAAGUCAUAAAGUACCAAGAAUGCAGUCCUCCCUUGCCACGGGGUUCCUUGGAGGAGAAGAGACCCCCAGGGAGCCAUUCAGGGAGUAAAGGCAGAUACUGCCACAGAGAGUCUCAACGCUUGCACACACUUAGGGAAAAAGAAGCAAUCACACAAAGAUUUUCAGAAACUGAUUCCAGUAUUGAAAUCCUGGCAGCUCCAGAAGGGGGCCAGAGUGUGGAUGACUCGGGGCUCCAGGUGAACACCUCUGCUCAGAAGCCUCCUGACGCAUAUGAUGAUGGGUCUGAUAAUUUCGAAGUAUGCAGGAUCUGUCACUGCGAAGGAGAUGAAGAGAGCCCUCUCAUCACACCCUGUCGCUGCACAGGGACCUUGCGCUUUGUCCACCAGUCCUGUCUCCACCAGUGGAUCAAGAGCUCAGACACACGAUGCUGUGAGCUCUGCAAGUAUGACUUCAUAAUGGAGACCAAGCUCAAGCCCCUUCGGAAGUGGGAAAAGCUCCAGAUGACCACAAGUGAAAGAAGGAAGAUAUUCUGCUCCGUCACGUUCCACGUCAUCGCCGUCACCUGUGUGGUGUGGUCCCUGUAUGUGCUGAUCGAUCGGACAGCGGAGGAAAUCAAGCAAGGUAACGACAAUGGUGUGCUGGAAUGGCCCUUUUGGACAAAACUGGUUGUGGUGGCCAUUGGCUUCACGGGAGGUCUCGUCUUCAUGUACGUACAGUGUAAAGUCUAUGUUCAACUGUGGCGUAGGCUGAAGGCCUACAACCGUGUGAUCUUUGUGCAGAAUUGCCCAGACACUGCCAACAAACUGGAGAAGAACUUCUCGUGUAACGUGAACACGGAAAUCAAGGAUGCUGUGGUUGUGCCUGUGCCACAGACAGGUACAAAUUCACUGCCACCUGCAGAGGGCGCCCCGCCUGAAGUUAUACCGGUCUGAUGGAACCAGAGGGAACUUUGUCCCAGAAGGAUCUUUGCAGCCCCAGCCACUACAAACAGAAAUGCUUCUUCUGCUCUUGUGGCUUCCUUGUCUUCUCCGUUCCCCUACUGACUUGUUUGUCCUGACUUGGAGCAAAAAGGAAAUGAGGAGAAACUAUCAAGUGAUCAGGAUCCCAAGAAGCAGAGCCCGCAGUGGGACAUGGAAAGGGGAAGUGUCUUAGGGAGUGAGUUCAUGAGGAACUGUUGGUACAAGCAACGCUUCCAGUGAUGAAAGACUGGACAGACAUGCGAUCCUCUUUCAAGUAGUGUGGAGGGAAUCCCAGGACAGUCUUCAAAUGCAGUGUAUACUUCUUUGGAGGGUUCUGUAAUGUUAGCCUGCUCCACUGGAAAUGACACACAUCUGGUCGUAAGCCUGAAAGUGUGUGCACCAUCCCUAAGUCACACCAGCGGCCAACUUGGAGGACUUGAGGUUUUUUUACACUUUGACAGAUGAUUUUUCUGGCUAUUGUGAAGUCUGGUUAUUUUGACAGAUGCAUGUUUUUAAAUGGAUGCAAUACACAUUUGAAGAUAGAAAUGUUGGGAGUUUUGUUUAAAUUUAAAUUAUGAAGAGAAGAUUUUCAGAGCAUUGUGGAGUUUAGCUAGCACUGCCUUUGGAGACCAUCUAUCAGGCUGUGUCCCUCUUACAACGGGUCCCUCUUACACAGUGCUCAACAAUAGACAGAUGAGCUGCACAUGCAGAUGUACAAUUCCAAUCUCCUAGCGUGCCCCAUUAGGAAAAAUAAACAUAGGUCAAUUCAUUUUUAUAACUUAUUCAACAUUAAAUAUACAAGUUAUUUCAUGUCAUCAAUGGAAACUGUUAUUAAAACACUUUUCACCAUUUUCUUGAACCAACUCUUCAAAAUCCAGCAUGUAAUUAUGACACACUUCAAUCUGAACGAAGUGUGUUGGACAGGAUCUAAUUAGGAUAUUGGACAGCAGAACCCUUUCAUUAAAAACUACACCUCUGUCCCAUUUAACAGCUGGAUAUUUCAAAACAGCAGUUUAGUCCAUUAUUUUGUUUUGCAGUUUCAAUUAAAGGUUGAUUUACAAAGCACUAAACUCAUCAAAUUAAAGUAUUCCAGCUUGAAUUCAAUGAAGUUUUCAAAACAAAAGUAUAGGGAGUCAGUGCAAUCCAUAGCAAUGUUGUGAAAUUAGUUUCUGUGUAGUACCUAUAAAGUCCAUUAUGGUAGGGAAAUAAAAAUUAAAUAUUUUGUUACUAAACCAAAUGUGUUAAGGGUUUUAAACCCACAUGGAGUGUCGAUGUGACAGGUGAGCAUCUUAACCUAGGAUCUCAGCCAUGUUUACACCUGACAGUAUUCCCUUGCUCAGCUGAGAAGUAAAAAUAGUCAAGAUUCUAUGAUGAGUGAUGAGCUGUUGUCGGUUCAGGAGCUGAGCACUGUGCUCCAUUCAGAUUCAAUUAAACUGACAGGACACUGCAGUGAGCUAAUAAUCACAACCUGUCAAAGAAAGGUGACCACAUUUUUAAAAAGAAGUGACUUUUUUUGGUUAGCUCUCGUUAUUUAUUAUCCUGAAAAGGCAGAGAUGGCCAUAAAAACCAAAGCAUGGGCAUCAUGUUGCACAAAUCUGGGUACCACGUCCACGCACUUUGUAAUUAUCAGUGUUUGUUCUUCACAGAUUAUCAAAGGAAAAGAAAAAAAAAAGAUGUUUCAAUGAGAAGAGAGUAUGAUAUUUGUAGUGAUUGACACUGGGUCCAAAUAGUCCCACCCUUAGAAAUAAAGACAUAGUAAACAAUGUCAGUUGUGUGUGUGUGUUUGACAUGUAUAUUCAUGUACAUAUACAAGAGAAAUGUUAAGGUAUUCAGUCAGGAAACAAAACCUUAAAAGACUCAUCUUUCUUAAAACUUGUGGGAGGGACAAGAAUUAAACAUGCAGGGAGAAUAUGGUGGACAUAGCGAAACUGGACCAGAUCUCCAGAACAAAUAAGGGUUCCUAUGACAUUAACGAAAAAGACCCGAACCUUAAACUUUGUAUUAACUUCCUGAAUAGUUUCCAUUUUAAAGAUUUAAGAUGACUAUAAACAACAAAGGAUGGGUGGGUUAAUCAUGACUUCACACAAGGUUUUAACUAUCAUUCAGUUUUUCUGAGUAUUUCCCCUAGCUCUUACUAAUCCAUUUUGGUAGGUACACAACUGUAAUCUCAGCAUUUGUGAGAUGUAGGAAUUCAUGGUUAUCCUCUGCUGAAGAAGAGUGAGUCCCAAACAGAGGCCAGCCUAGGCCACCUGAGACCUUCCUCCAAAAACAGAACAACAACAAAAACACAGAAAGGCUGAAAACUAAAUGAAUAAAGCCAGUAUUGAAACUAUCUUUGCAUUCACGUGGUAACGGAGUUUUCACUUAGUAACAAUGAAAAGGUUUGGCUUUGAUGGCCUGACUUACAGCUUACAGAGGAAAGUUGCUUUACAGAAUGACAUUAUCUUGAGGUGUGUUUAACUGCUCUCAUGUAAAAUAUGAAGUGAAAUUGAAACAAAACAUUGAAUUGCUGAGUUUACAGAUUGUUAAAACUGGGUUUUUAUAAACACGAAGGGAAGCUGGGAUAUUAGAAAUGCCAUAAACCAGACAUGGAAAAUGCUUUCUAUCAAGAGUUGACAUUUCUAUUAGAUAUAAUUAAAUAUUCAAUUGAAAAGGAAUGAAAUCAAAACAUCUAAAAGUGAAGCCCAGGGUUGGGAGAGAUGGCUCACACUUUCUGCUCUCAUAGCCGGUCCUGGUUGAGUUCCCCGAACCAACAACAGUUCACAACCACCUAUACCUCAAGCUCCAGGGCACCCAAAACCUUCUUCUGGCCUCUGAGAGCACCCACACACACAUGGACAGAUACACACAUAAAUAAAAAGAAUAAAUCUUUAAAAGAUGAAGCCCUCCCCCAAGCAGGUUAACUUAAGUAUAAAACAACAAAACCCUAUAAAAAUAAAAAUAAAAAAAUGGUAACUUAAGAGUCCCAGUAACCCAGGAUACUGCAAUGCAGACAUUGAGUCUUUCUCAGAAUGUCCCAGGAUCAAAACUUCACUCAGAGCUGCUGCUAUAGGUAAUGAUACCCCCCAGAGCCCCCAAACUUAGGAGUUUUUCUUUUGUGAAAAGGACCUUGGGUACCCUAUAGAUAUUUAUUCUUCUGCUGAAAAGUGAGCUCAUUAACACAAUGACAUCAUUAUGAGAAAUUACAAUACUGGGGGGUGGGGGGGAUGAAGUAGAAAGGUCAUUUAUUCCAUCUGUCAGAUAUAAUUUACCUUGCCUUGCCAGUGAAUAUUUUGGGGCAAAUAUUAAGUGGAGAACCUAAAACUUACUAUUGUAACUGUUAUAAAAUUGCGUCCUUACGUCAGCUCAAUGGUGCUAUUUUACAUAAUGAUACAAUUGAAAGGAAAUGCUGUUAUUUGGGGCUGCAAUACUUCUCCCAUGCCUGAAGAAAGCCCAUGUUGAAAUCAGAUAUAACAUUCAAAUGAAGGAGAAAAUAUUAUUUUAAC